This is a messenger RNA of Arabis nemorensis, 201 nucleotides long. The record is from the annotation of a GenBank genome assembly. Lineage: Eukaryota; Viridiplantae; Streptophyta; Magnoliopsida; Brassicales; Brassicaceae.
AUGAGACUUGCUACAGAGCUUGAGGAGAGGAGGAGACAAAGAACCCUUAGGGAGAUAGAGAAGAGGGAGCUUGAGGAAGCUCAGGCAUUACUGGAGGACACUGAGAAACGCCAGAGAAAGGGAAAAAAUAUUAUAGUUGUAGAUGCAUUUUCUCCAAAUGUAGGAGAAGGUAUUGCAACAAAGGUUGGAGAGGGUCAUUAG